AUGGCUUGUGCUUUAGAAACUGACCCGAUCAAUCAACUUGAAGAAAAUCUACAAUGUACCGUAUGUCUGGAAGUAUUAGCGGAUCCCAGAACCCUUCCUUGCUUCCACUCGUUCUGUAAAGUUUGUUUGGAAGGCGUUGUGGAAAUAUGUCGCGACAAAGCACCUCGCGGCCAACCUAUUCGAGAGUUUCCAUGUCCAAAUUGUCGUGCGAUGUUCAUACUUGAUCCCGACAAACAGGUCACCGACAUGCCACGGAACCAUUUCAUCUGUAACAUGGUUAAAGCGACGGCCGAACUCGAUCGUGGAAUCGGUGUUCCUUGUUCACAUAAUUGUAGUCAAAGCUACUCGGUCGCUCGCUGCGUCACCUGUGAAAAAUUCCUAUGCCGGGAAUGUCUGACAGAUCACAACAAAUAUCGAGCCAACAAUGGUCAUUCUGUUCUAACGAUGGAAGAGUUAUCGAAGCCAGAAAAUCGCAAGAAAAUCAACGACAAAAUGUAUUGCAAUGAACAUUCUGGCAUGGAAUUAAAAGUUUACUGCAAAACCUGCGACCAACUGAUUUGUAGGGACUGUAUGGAUUUUAAACACGUCCAGCAAGGUCAUUCGUGUGUUCUCGUCAAGGAUGUCGCGAGCAACUAUAAGGAACUUCUUGCUUCAGAUAACAAAGCAAUGGAAGACGCUUUAAUUGAAAGCAAUGCCUCUAAUAAACUAUUAAGCCUUACACCAGAACAACUUGAUCGCAAUGCUGAAAAUGCCAAGAAUAAAACUGAGAAAAAGAAAGCAUUGGUAGCAAUAUUAAUAAUAAUAAUAAUAAUGAUAAUAAAACUAUUUAUUUCUCCUAACAAAUAA
This is a messenger RNA of Paramuricea clavata, 846 nucleotides long. Lineage: Eukaryota; Metazoa; Cnidaria; Anthozoa; Malacalcyonacea; Plexauridae. The record is from the annotation of a GenBank genome assembly.